GCUAGGCAGCGGCAGCGAGUGAUCGUAUAGUUACUUAUUCGCCUCAUCAGCAGCGACGAGCUUUUGUGAUUUUUAGUAGAGUUACGAUCGUCGUCGCGAGUGGAUUCAUCAAAAUCAGCACCGUUUAAGUUAGUCACCGAGAAACUUGAAGACCGAAAAAAAACCCAAAGAAAAAGAUUCAUUUUGGGCGAUUGUGUAAACCCCAAUUUUUUCAAAAGGUGUUUCGCUUGACGGUUGUUGCAGAUACAGAUCGGAAUUCGUAAUAUAACUGCCACUAAAAGACACACGCAAUGGCCGCACUAAAGUUGAAGCUGCUCUCCGCCUGCUCGGCGUCUCUGGUGCUGUUUGCGAUCGUGCUGGCCGUUCCCACAAUUUCGGCACAAUCCGAGGAGCAAGUUGAUGAUGCCCAGACAAACAACACGCUCGACUGCUGGAGCUGCAUAGGCCGAUACCGCACCUGGACCGAUUGCCAAAACUUGAAUGAGCGGGAACCUUGCGACGUGGAUCCGGCGACCGGAGAAGUUUCCUGUAUGUUGUCCCAGAUCCAGAUCGUACGGCCGGAUGGAGCCUUGCGGUACCAUCGACUUUCCGGGUGUGCCUUGAAUGAAACAGGACUUCAGACGGCAUUCCUCAAUUUGUUCGACGUGACUUUCGAGGAUGAUAAUAAUGUAACGCUCAAUCGAUUCGAGGUGUGCAAGGGCGAGCUGUGCAACGUGAUGGACGCUGAAGCCUUGAAGGUGGGAUCCCGAAGGGUUGUCCAGCUGAACGUGAUCGAUGUAAACGGGGCAUUUGGACGGGGUCCCCUGGUGGGAUUACUGGUUCUAGCUGUCGCAUUAACCCGAUGCUGGUAAAAUCAGCCGGCUGAACAUUUACAUGUAGAUACACUAAUUACUACUAAGCUCCACCCCUCAAGCCCACAAAACAUCUCUAGUUAAGAUAAGUGACUCAGUGAAAAAACAGAACGAGAAAAAAAAAACACAACGAACCAGGUGACGCGCGUGCGUGAUUGAUGAGCAAUCUCUCGGAGUGCGCCGGAAUUUCCAUCAAGCUCUGAAUGAAUUGGAACUGCUGCUGGCUGGAAACUUGGCAGUUUGUGUGCAGAUAAUUGAUUCCAGUUGUAGUCGUUAUUGGCAUGUGUUGAGCUGUGAUUUCGGCGUCUAGCUAAACUGAACUUGAGCCAAAUGCCGCCAGCAGCCUCUAAGCGUCGUCGUCAUCGUCUUUUGCUAGUCCGUGUCGGACCACUUGAGGCUGUCGUCGUCGGAGAGCAGACAUGACAUGGCAGAUGUAACGAAUUUUCCGUCCAAAAACCGUGGCCUCCAUUUUUUAAAUAUGUAGGUCCAGCCCACAGAGGUCGAAGAACUAGCUGGAGCGUGAAAUGAGAAUUUGAUGUGGGUUUAAGCACCCUUGAAGAACCAAAACCCAUCAAGAGGAGCUCAUCCGUCGAAGUCGAGUUUUGCUCAACGUUUUAUACAAAUCUAAUUUAGGCAAACCUAGGUUAAUGAGAAACGCAACUUGGUCGAUUAGUUAUUUGAAAUCCAGAAACAAUCAAAAUAAAAUAAUUUAAAACAACAUUAACAGAAAAAA
This is a messenger RNA of Uranotaenia lowii, 1584 nucleotides long. RefSeq lists its product as uncharacterized. The transcript has 2 exons. The record is from RefSeq and is a predicted model, not a curated record. NCBI's taxonomy places the organism in Eukaryota, Metazoa, Arthropoda, Insecta, Diptera, Culicidae. The coding region runs from base 291 to 851 and encodes 186 amino acids.